CAGAUCUUUUCUUGGAGCAAUCCGAGCAAAGCCCACAAUCUUACUUUUUGCAAGGGGUCAAGAUGGCAUCCAAAGGCGGCGACAGCAGCACUCCUUCCAGCAGUAGCACCAACAGUACUUCCAAGCAGAAGCGUCAGAAGCGGGUACGCUACGAUGAACCCACUGCAGAGCCUCAAGCGUCGCCUCAUUGGCAAUCCUUGGAGCAUCAACCCAAUGAUCGCUUGAUUCAUUCUUUAGAAGAGCUCAAGUCUGCCUUUGGCGCAGACGUCAAGGAAGCCAAUGAAAAUGCUACUACUGUCGUGGCUGUCUGGAGUACUGUUUGUGGAUACUGUGAAGCCUUGACUACACACAAGGACCCCUCCAAGCGUCAUGGUAUCUACCCCGUACCACUCGAUGCUCUACGACGUCUGGUUCACACCGAAUUUGUUCCGUUUUGCGAGCAACUCCAAAACGACUGUCAAGGGCAAGCACAUCGUGAGGCGGUUCGAGCCGUCUCGAAUGCCAUUUGGAAAAAGGCUCAUGGGAAGAGCAGAGAUGCACGUGAUGAACUGCAUGCCAAUAGCUUGUACGUUUGUUUUCGGGGAGCGAUUGACAAGAGAUCACUGGAUUGCUUGGGAGCUGCCGUGGUCACCAUUGCGGCCUUGCAAAUUGUACUCCAGGACGCACCAUCUACCAGUUUCUUGACACUCAGUGAAGAUCAUGCCUACGAAAGCCAUUGUCUCACAACAACAACAACUUCGCAGCAGCAGCAAGAGCAAGAACAACUGGGAACGUGUGAGAUUGCACUGGCCGGCAACACCAAAGAUGUACAGAAAACCAGGGGUUUGGAUGUCGCGGAUGCAUUGAAAAAAGCCAACAAAAACAAGACAUUGCCCUAUACAGUUACGCCAGAAAAUUGCUGGUUGUACAUGAGAAAUCACGCUGUGAUAUGCCGGACCAUCCCCAUGGUGUUGGCAGCGCUGGUGGGAAAUAUCAAUUGCAGCAUUGUCACGAGGACCAGUAAUACCAUGACAAUCAACACGGAAUACUUUGCCAGUGGUCCUCUCAUGGAUCUCAAACGAGAGUUCCUAUGGAUACUCAAAGAUCAGGGGCAUUUGGGAUCGUUUCCGUUUGCAACUCUCGAAUUGGCAGAAUGCGAAGAUCACCGGAGCACCUCACGGGGAUUGGAUUGGGUCGAUGCUACCGGCAUGGGAAUCAAGGUCAUGGCCGUGGAAAACUUGUACCUCGAGGCGAUUUCCGUUGCCAGGAAUCAAUAUGGAGAUUCGCAGGCCUACCCGUACUUUUGCGCUGGUCACUAUCACAAAGACUCUGUGUGGGAGGAAACAACCACAUCCAAUGACACUGCCAGCAGCAACAACGACGGUGACCCCAAUGGCGACAACAAAACAAGUUUCUAUCAGUUCGACGCCACGCAGGAAUACCGGCUCGCCGAAGCGGUUCGCCUGUACUCCGAAGCCACUCGCGUGGCGAGUCAGUUUGUGUAUGACAUGCAACUGAUGAAACAAACAACCAUGACUGCCAUGCUAAUUAUGAACGACGUCUUGUCGUCCAACAAUCAGCCUCGCAUUUGGUGCUUUGAGGAUCAUGCCGUUGCUACCGGUACUUGGUUGAUUGCCUUUUACGAUUCCCUCAUGGUCUGGGAAGAGCGCUGUGGCGGCAAAUCCUUUUGUGAGAUUCUCACAGCCAAUCACAAAUACUCGAUUGGAAAGCUCUUUGCUCAAUUGAGUCAUUUGGUUCGGAAACGGGUACUGGACCGCCUGUUUUCGGAAGCUAGCAGCGACGGCAACAACAACCUUGGGCAAGCCAUGACAGAGAACAACCUGCGAUUCUUUUCCAAACCACGAUCCAAGAGACUUGUGCAAGGUUCUUCCUUGUUGCUAGCUCUGGGUAAAGAAAAGGUGACUGUAAGAGAUAUGGAAUUGGUCAUACCAAUGCCCGCUUCAGAGGGGGGAAGACGGGCCAAACGAGCAAGGAAGUCAACACGUUAAGAAACCGUGAUGCAGUGGUUGA
This is a messenger RNA of Seminavis robusta, 2010 nucleotides long. The record is from the annotation of a GenBank genome assembly. Lineage: Eukaryota; Bacillariophyta; Bacillariophyceae; Naviculales; Naviculaceae.